Molecule: messenger RNA, 2214 nt
Organism: Melanotaenia boesemani (Boeseman's rainbowfish)
Lineage: Eukaryota; Metazoa; Chordata; Actinopteri; Atheriniformes; Melanotaeniidae
Gene: spp1
Product: secreted phosphoprotein 1
Exons: 9
Coding region: 163-1311 (382 amino acids)
Biological process (GO): ossification; cell adhesion
Source: RefSeq, a predicted model, not a curated record
CUGAACAGUGAAGAACUUUCAGGGAAACCCAAGAGAUAAAGACAAACUACAUCUGUGUGUUUCUGCUGCAGCCGCUGAGAGCUUCCUUCAUCUCCUAACAAGGUACAGUGUCAUCUGACCACAAAAAAAUCCACUUCAGUCCAGGCACCAAACUGUGACACAAUGAAAGUUGCUGUUGUGUUUGUCCUCCUCUUUGCCACAGUUCUCUGUCGGCCGGCAAGAAAAGGUUCCGACAGCAGUUCAGACAGCUCUGAGGAGGUGGUGAGGCGACCAGCCGCUCCAGUCAUCAGAAGACAGCAACUAGUGGUUCCUAAGCAUAGAGUGGCACCUCCACCUGUGCAGCCUGUUGUAACAGCAGCUGCAGUGAAUUCAGAUGAGAGCACAGAGACUUCAGAGGAGGAAGAGGAGGUGGCAGCAGCAGAGUCUCCAGUAGAGGUCAAAGCUGAUGGGACAAAACUAGUUCCCACCACAGAUACUGCCUCUGUCGACAGCAAAGACAGUGAUGAUGAUGAUGAUGAUGAUGAUGAUGAAACAGAGGAAAGUGAAACAGAAGAAGAGGAAGAUAAUUCCACUGACAGCUCAGAGUCAGGAGAGUCCUCCACCCCUGCGCCUGUGACUGUCAACCCUGUGGUCGUCACAGACGAGCCCAUAGCUGAAACCACCAUAGACACCAUCUUGCCCACCAUUGUCACUGACACUGAUGGAGGCCGCGGUGACAGUUUGGGAGGUUACCCCAGUGACUAUAAGUCCAUUGUCUAUGUGGAAGAGAAAUCCUACCACAAGAUUCCAGGUCCUUACAAGUCCUAUGAGUUUGUUGGCACAGGAAAGAAGGUGGCCUAUGACAUGACAGACGGUAACGAGGUGGAGAAGUCACCAAAGGUCUACAAGGUACAGGCUUUCCAGAUCCAGUCUGACCCCUUGGAGGAGGACACGAGCACCCCUGAGGUGGAGACCCAGGGCUUGGAUACCUCCUCCGGCUCAUCUCAUGACCAGGACAUCAGCGCACGCCAGGCCUCCCUUCCAGAGGAGCAAGAGGAGAGCACAAGCACCAGUGAAGCCACAACCAGUGAGAGUGAAAGCAGCAGCACUCCAGAGGAAGACGAGGAUAAUGCCAGCACCAACAGUGACAGCGCCAGCGCCAGCGAGGAGUCUGAGGAUGAGGAGAGCCAGAGCAGCGAGGAGCCCACGGCCACACCUGGAGCUGCCGACAGUGAUUCAGAUGAGAGUGACAGUGCUGAGAGUGACUCAGAUGAGGAGGGGGCGGCACUGGACACCACUACUGACAUGCCAGUGGUCAUCACUGCCAAAUAAGGCCCACCCACUCAGGAAAUGAGGCAGAUGAUGAUGUCAUAAUCACAUUAAGAGCUGCACCCAGGUGUGAAGACCUCCCUCCCAAGCCAAUUCCACUGCAGGGUCAAACAGGGAAAACCACGGCUUAAUUGUUGAUUUUAAUGUGUGCAGAUGAUAUUUUUGUCUUUAUUUGGUUCUAAUUUAGAGAGAAAACGUUUUUCUGUGAAUUUAUUUAAAUAAACCAAUAACUUGCGGUUUAGUAGUAUUAAAAAAAUACCAUGUUUUGUCCCACUGUAUAGAAAAGGUUGAAAAUGACAGUUGCUACCUGCAACAGGAGGUUGACUAACCUCAUGGUGUUUGAUUCCUCCCCCUUUCCCUUCCCUUGUUACUUUUACUGCAGGGUACACAGUCAAAACUGGGAAAGAACAAGGAAGCACACAAAGCUGAAUCCUGAUAUCUACACCAGCACAACAUGCAUUUAAACAUCAGUAACAGUUACAUGCAAACUUUUUUUUUGGCUUUUGAAAUAGAGAAAAGUGCACAGGUAUGAAUACUUGUAAUCAUUUUGAGCAUGAUAGAAUUUAUACUUGACUUGAAGCCAUGCAUUUGCUGCCAGUGUGGCUACGCUUCCUUCCUCGCUGACUUUAUAUGUUGCUGUGUGGAUAAAAGGAUGUAAAGACAGAAAUUCCCACUACAGGGUUCAGUCUGGCAUAGAUCCAGUACACCCACACACACACACCCACACACACACACACACACACACACACACACACACACACACACACACACACACAUACAAGCAAUGCAGUCCUGUUCAUUUGCACAGUUCCUACCUGCACUACAUGCUUGUCCCAUGUGGUUUACUGUAAUGUAACAUAUUGUACCAUUUCUAAAAUAUUAAUAAAGUUCUUUUUCAUAUAAAGA